UUGAGAAAUGAAAUGAACAACAAACAAAAAAAUCCUUUAAAAAAAAGUUCUCAUUUUCCUCUCAAAUCCAUGAGGCAUUCAAAAUCAGCCAUAGUUUUCCUCACUCUUCAAAGCCUCUUUCUUCUCUUCCCAUCCUUAGCAUUUGGUGAAGAUAUCAUAACAGACAGUGCAUUUCUCAACCAUAUUUGUACAAGUUUUGACAAUUACACAGCCAAUUCCACCUAUGCUUCCAAUUUAAACCAAGCCUUUUACCAAUUGACCUCCAAUGCCCCUCCUUCUGGCUUUGCCCAAGUUUCCUUUGGUAAAGGUUUACAAACCCAAGUCAAUGGCCUAGCCCUCUGUCGCGGCGACGUGUCGGUCGCCGAUUGCAGGAACUGCGUCGCCACGGGAAGUCAAGAGAUCCAAGUUCGAUGCCCUUUGAGUAAAGGAGCUAUCAUAUGGUAUGAUUUUUGUGUAUUGAAAUACUCCAACACUGAAUUUUUUGGGAAGAUUGAUAAUAGGAACAAAUUCGCUUUGAUAAAUGUUCAAAGUGUGGAUAAUAAUGUAACGGUGUUUAAUGAACAAGUGAAGGGAUUGCUAAUGGAUUUGGCUCAAAAAGUUGAAUUAGCCACGAAUAAUCCAAAGUUUUAUGUGAUUGGAGAAAGGAAAAUUGAGCCAUUUAAGAAGAAAUUGUAUGGGUUGGUUCAAUGCACUAGAGAUUUGUCGGGUGCGGCUUGCAAGAAGUGUCUUAAUGAUGCUAUUGGGGAACUUUCCAGUUGUUGUGACGCUAGAAUUGGUGGAAGAGUGGUUGGGGCAAGUUGUAAUUUUAGAUAUGAACUUUAUCCCAUUGUCGAUGCUCAAAGAUAAAAAAUCUUUCUAUACUUUUAAUUUUAGUUCAUUUUAGUUUUUGUAUUUUUAAAGUGCUUUUAUAUUGUUUAUGAAAGAAUAAAAUUAAUGAAAUGGUUUGAGUUU
Messenger RNA from Benincasa hispida (wax gourd), 951 nucleotides. The record is from RefSeq and is a predicted model, not a curated record. Lineage: Eukaryota; Viridiplantae; Streptophyta; Magnoliopsida; Cucurbitales; Cucurbitaceae.